Phaeodactylum tricornutum CCAP 1055/1 is the source of this 823-nucleotide messenger RNA. RefSeq lists its product with no specific name. Gene Ontology annotation, molecular function: translation initiation factor activity. NCBI's taxonomy places the organism in Eukaryota, Bacillariophyta, Bacillariophyceae, Surirellales, Neidiaceae. The transcript is spliced from 2 exons. The coding region runs from base 90 to 689 and encodes 199 amino acids. The record is from RefSeq and is a predicted model, not a curated record.
CAAUCACUACAAUCACUCCAUCCCUCGCCUCACAAUCCAAAAGAUACGUACAGUCGUAUCUGUUGUGCGCCGGGAAUCACUUUUCUGCCAUGACGAGUACUUUGGAAGAACCCUCUUCAGAAUUGCCAACUGCGGAAGUUCCUCAGCGAAAGAAGCUUCAGUUGAAGCCACGUUCACGGGAACCUCGACAACGCCAGAAUUCGAGCACGUCGGGAUCGGGGAUCUUUGGAGCGGCGCGGCCACGGGAAGAAAUUUUGUCACAGCGCGGAGUCGACGUUGCCCUCAUGGACUCCCGGAUCGCUCGCAAGGCCCGUCCCACGCACUUUGCACCGGAACAAGAAGCACGGUUGGAAACGCUCCGCAAGGAUCUAGCCGCGGCGGAAGCUCGACUGCGGGAUGCGAACGAAAAGGAGCUCCCGGAAGAAGCCUUUCGGGUCGACGCGCAAGCCAAACGCGAAGAACUCAACAAGAUGAUGGAGGAGUUCGCCAAACUCAACGUCCAAGAGAGCGAAAGUGGUCCUUCGAAGGAGUCGGCGUACAUCAAACACGAACGUCGUCCGCGAUCAUCCCAGGCUAAUCGCCGCGAACACGACGACAAUCACGACUCGACCUUUGCCAAUUUUGGUUCGCGGCGCUCCCAGGCACAGAGGGCUCCCCACACAAUUACGGAAGGCCAGCCGACGGCCUGAGAGAUUCGAUCAAAAAGGUUUUGGUUUGAGGUGGCACCAAAUAUUCGAGCAACGGGCUGUUGCUUCUUUCAUCUGUUGCAUCGUGAUGAGCAUUCUUCUCAAUAGUACAUACGUAGAUUAUUGUCUCGUUAUCU